Carica papaya (papaya) is the source of this 1656-nucleotide messenger RNA. RefSeq names its product alpha/beta-Hydrolases superfamily protein. Gene Ontology annotation, molecular function: epoxide hydrolase activity. Lineage: Eukaryota; Viridiplantae; Streptophyta; Magnoliopsida; Brassicales; Caricaceae. The record is from RefSeq and is a predicted model, not a curated record.
UUCGCUUCCCUUAAAUCCUUCUUACCUGAAUUUGAGCCAACGGUUAAGCAGCCUUAACUGUCUGCUUGUUUUCCUUCCUUCUGCAUUUCUCUCUCUCACAUAAUACCAUGGCGGUUCAGUUUAAGACUCCUAAACCCUACGCUCGCCAUUGCCAACUCCCCAUUCUCUCUCCUGCGACCUCUCCCUCGUCGCUCUUUUUCCGAAGAUCUUAUUCUACGGUUAGAAACGACAGCAGAACGCCUCACAGACUCACCUGCAGAUCCAACGGCGAAGAUGAUUAUCUAAUAGACGCCCCUGUUUCGGCUGGAGAUGGCUUCUCUUUUAGUGGAGGAAAGUAUUCAGAUGAGCCGAGUCCAUCAGAUGAAUGGUUUAAGAAAGGGAAAAUAGUGAAAGCUCAUUCUGUUUCUGGUUCUGGUGAUAAGGCAAAAGAUCCAAUAUUUGGACUUACAAUGGGUGCUGGUUCUCAGGCUUCAACUGAUUUAUUCAGAUGGUUCUAUGUUGAAAGUGGAAGUGUUGAUAGUCCUUCAGUUAUACUAAUUCAUGGUUUUCCUUCACAGGCAUAUUCCUACCGCAAAGUUCUUCCCGAACUUUCCAAGAAUUAUCGUGCUAUUGCUUUUGAUUGGCUUGGCUUUGGCUUUUCUGAUAAACCUCAACCCAGAUAUGGAUUUGACUACACAUUGGGUGAGUAUGUAUCAUGCUUGGAGUCCUUAGUUAAUAAAAUUGCCACUGGUAAGGUCUCACUUGUGGUUCAGGUAUGUUUGAUUUGGCUGUAUUUUGACCAACAGAUGCAUUGUAAGAGUAUUUCACUGAGUGAUUUGCGACUCACCAACUUCAAUUUUGUGAUGUCUUCUCAGGGCUAUUUUUCACCAAUUGUGGUUAAAUACGCAAGCAAUCAUCAGGAAAAGCUUCAUGAUCUAAUACUACUGAAUCCUCCACUAACUGCCAAACAUGCCAAUCUUCCGUCAACUCUGUCCAUAUUCAGUAACUUUUUGCUGGGCGAGAUUUUUUCUCAGGAUCCUCUAAGGGCUAGCGACAAAGCAUUGACAAGCUGUGGUCCUUAUAAGAUGAAAGAGGAUGAUGCAAUGGUUUAUCGAAGACCUUACCUCACAUCAGGCUCUUCUGGAUUUGCAUUGAAUGCAAUUAGUCGGGCCAUGAAGAAGGAGCUGAAGAACUACAUGGAAGAAAUGAGGAGAGUACUCACUGAUAAGGAUUGGAAAGUACAGACUACAAUAUGUUGGGGUCAACGAGAUCGUUGGUUAAGUUAUGAUGGAGUGGAAGAUUUCUGCAAUGGCUCAAACCAUAAAUUAAUCGAACUUCCUAUGGCAGGGCAUCAUGUGCAGGAGGACUGUGGUGAAGAACUUGGAGGGAUUAUCUCAAGAAUUAUCAGUGGAAGAACACCUAUCUUAUGAUCCAAAUAAAAGGCAGAAAGAAUACAGUAGUUUUGUUUCUGGCGUCCCUGUUUGUCCUUUUGAAGAAGUCACCUUCACGUACAUAUUUAUUAGAUGGCUAAACAAUAAAAAGGUUAAAAGAAAUUGACCGACCAUUCUGUUCAACAUAUAUACAUUUUGCUUUUCUUCCAAUUUCAUUGCCUUGUAUGGGGCUUCAUCUAAAAUCAUCAAUAAACAAUAGGGUCAAGGGACCAACAUUCCUCAUCAA